This is a messenger RNA of Epithele typhae, 504 nucleotides long. Its product is annotated as ML domain-containing protein. Bases 1 to 504 code for a protein of 167 amino acids. Gene Ontology annotation, biological process: intracellular sterol transport. The record is from RefSeq and is a predicted model, not a curated record. NCBI's taxonomy places the organism in Eukaryota, Fungi, Basidiomycota, Agaricomycetes, Polyporales, Epitheliaceae. Gene Ontology annotation, molecular function: sterol binding. The transcript is spliced from 5 exons.
AUGGCUCGCUUCGGUCUCCUUGUCUUCCUUGCCGCUGCUGCUGCUGGUGCCGCUGCCGCCACUGUCGACCAGCAGGUCUUCCCAGGCAACACUGACAAUAAAUGGGACUGGAACGACUGCGGCACCGACUCGCACCUCGUGCACAUCCAGAGCAUCUCCAUCUCGCCUGACCCUCCCCAGCGUGGCAAGGACUUGACGAUCACUGUUGAGGGUAUUGCAGACGAGGACAUUACUGAGGGCGCGUACGCAGAGGUCACUGUCAAGGCGGGUGUAAUCAAGCUCCUCCAGAAGGAGUUUGACAUUUGCGAGGAGGCGGAGAAGGCGAACACCACCGUCCAAUGCCCUGUGGAGAAGGGGACGCACAAGGUCGUCCAGACCGUCACUCUUCCCAAGGAGAUUCCUCCUGCCAAAUUCAAUGUGGCCAUACGCGGAUUCACGGAGGAUGACGAAGACCUGGCAUGCAUGGACCUCAUGAUGGACUUCAGGCUCCGUUUCAUGCCGUGA